Messenger RNA from Gaeumannomyces tritici R3-111a-1, 2997 nucleotides. Its product is annotated as WD repeat-containing protein. Gene Ontology annotation, cellular component: nucleolus. Gene Ontology annotation, molecular function: RNA binding; protein binding. The record is from RefSeq and is a predicted model, not a curated record. Bases 1 to 2997 code for a protein of 998 amino acids. Gene Ontology annotation, biological process: positive regulation of rRNA processing; positive regulation of transcription by RNA polymerase I. Lineage: Eukaryota; Fungi; Ascomycota; Sordariomycetes; Magnaporthales; Magnaporthaceae. The transcript has 3 exons.
AUGCCGUCGCGGCAGCAGAUUGCCGCCAAGAAGCGGAAGCGGGAUAGGCAGGAGAACGGCGGCCAGAAAAUCUCCAAGCGCCACCGGUCAAAGUCAAAGUCCGGUGCCACCGUUCCAGAGCAGAAUGAACCUGCUGUCGAGCUCGCCGGGCCCCCGAGUCGCAGCCAGAGCAGGGCCAUCACCGUGGUGCGCGCCGACGACGACGACGACGACGAUGGAAAUGCUGAGGAGACUGCGCUCGCCCAUUCCUCAGAAGCGACGUGGAGGAUUGCUGAGACCAUGGGCGGCCGGGUCCAUGCGGAUGUAGACCCGAUCUUCAGCAGUGACGAAAAACACAUCAUUAUCACCUACAAGUCCUCCAUCCAAGUCUACUCCACUCAAGACUCGCUCCUGGUCCGCCGGAUCCAGCUCCCACAGGACAAUACCGAAUCCACACAAACCCCGCACAUCGCCGCGACGGUGGCAUCCCUAAUCGAUACGACCGUUGUUUGGGUCGCCGACUCGAGACAAAAUAUAUGGAAGGUCGACUGGACAACAGGUGUCUGUCAGACUCCUGUAGCUACUGGUGGCCAAAUCUCCACCUUUGUAGCUGCGAAGGUGGGAGGCAAGGAGCUGUUGGUGACCUGUGAGCCAACUUCCAGGUCUGCAUAUGAGCUGGUGGCAUACGCGGUUGGUUCGGAUGUCAAGCCUUCCCCUCGGAGUCUUGGCCGUCUGUCUGGUGGGCUGCAGGUUCUCAGAACCGCUGUCGAGGGCAGUGUUGUGCUCGGUUGUGCCGAGAGCGGUAUUGUCAUUGCAUCCCUAAAGGACGGCGGCAAGAAGCAGGGCGCAUGGGCCAUUGCCAAUCUUGGCUGCGAACUCUACUCUUUCGAGGCACCGGAUGUUGUCUGCGCUCUGGAUGCCAGGGUGGCUGCCAGGCGUGCAUCGGGCAAGAAGACAAAGCACAACUCGGGCGCAGUCGGCUUGCCGGUCCUUGAUGUCGUAAUAGGCUGCGCCCGCGGUGCCAUAUAUGUUUACGGCAACAUCUUGGCUGCUCUGGCCGGCGUCGGAAAUGGCUCCAGGGAAAGGCUGCAGCCCCGAAAGUACCACUGGCAUCCUCGAGCCGUGCACAGCGUAAAAUGGUCUGUCGACGGCGAGUACUUCGUGUCUGGUGGCACCGAGAACACGCUGGUUUUGUGGCAGGUAGACACCGGCAAGACGGAGCUCCUGCCGCAUCUUUCUGGUGUCAUAGAAAGCAUCGUGGUUUCACCGCAGGGGUCGUCGUAUGCUCUCACUCUCGACGAUAACUCGGCAAUGAUUCUGUCUACGUCAGAGAUGAAGCCUACGGCUUAUGUCUCAGGAGUCCAGUCUCUAGUUCUGGGCCAGAGCCGGUGGAAGGACACUGCGGUGAACCGAGUUUGGACUCCAGUCGACGAGAUAUCACGCCCCCUUACCGCCGCCGCGCACCCGGUCGCGACUUCGCGCCUAUAUCUCUGCGUCGGCAACGGCCAGAUGGCCAGCGCGACCGGGGCGAUCCCCUCAGCCUCCCUAAUCCAGACCUUCGAUAUCUCUUCGUUCCAGAGCCUCGCCAAGCAGCCCCUGGCCCGCACCAACCCCACUGAGGCCAACAUUACCCCCAAGGGAUUUCCGGUCACGGAGCCCUGGGUAUCUCACAUCUCGUUCUCGCGUGGCGGUGACUGGCUUGCUUCCAUCGACGAGUGGCAGCCCCCCGCACGGGACGUGGAGGGCCUUGUUGAGGAUGCACACGCGGCUGAGCUCCUCUGUUCCGAGAGGAAGGAGGUGCACCUGAAGUUCUGGAAGGUCGGCGACCAGCAGCUAGAUCUAGUGUCGAGGAUAGACGAGGCCCACUCCACAGCAGUGCGGCCCGAGUCCAUCCUAGAUCUUGCGUCGAGCCCCAAGUCGACCCUCUUCGGCACCGUCGGGGCAGACGGCUGCGUGCGACUCUGGGCGCCUCACAUCCAGAAGUCUAGCAUGACCCCUGCCGCCUCGAAAGCGGCCCUGGCCGUAGGCAGCGACGCGAAUGCUGCCCAAGUCGCAGAAGGCUGGUCAUGUGUUCAGGCCAUCCCUCUGGCGUCGAGCUCGAGGAUCGAGAUGGAUGGAGAGUCUCUGGGCCCGGCCCCUGCAUCUGCCCGGCCCACAGGGGCUCUGGCGUUUUCUAGCGAUGGUUCCACGCUCUUUGUCGCGUAUGGUUUGGCCGAAGAUCUGGUGCUCUACAUCAUUGACGCGUCCUCGGGCGAGAUUCGAACGCGACUCCACCAGCUCAUAGACGGCGAGGUGCGCAGCUUGCGGGUUCUGGGCGCCUCCGUCAUCAUCCUGGCUGGCGAGAACCUGGUGGUCUACGACGUGGUCGAGGACAGGGUGCGAUACGGCCUGUCCUUCGAGGCCCCCUCUUCGUCUCCUACAGCCCUACAGCUAGCACAGCUCGCCGUCGAUGAGACCUCUCACACCUUUGCCAUAUCUGUCCCUGUGUUCACAGACGCAAACGCGGCACCGAAAUCCGACGGCAGCGUCAAGUCUGAGUUGGCCGUGUUUUCGCCCAACUCUGACCAACCGCUGCUGAUCCAAUCCAUGCAUCACCUCGUCAUCUCCCUCCUCCCCGUCCCUGGAUCUUCCAGCUUCGUGGCUAUCGACUCGGCUGCGCAGGUCUCAGCCAUCAUCCAAGGUACUACCACCAAUCCACUGGCGCUGCCUCUGUCGGACUUGCGCCUGGACAAGACGUCCGCGGAAGGCGACGACGCAGACAUGAUGGCUCUUGACCAGAACGACGACGACGACGACGACGACCAGGCCAACGGCUUGCUACUCGGCGUCGGAGGCGAUGCGAUGGACGAGGACGCAGAGGAUGAGGAUCUGGACUCUUACGGCGCCAUCAUCGCGCCGGAGAAGCUGUCGUACAUCUUUGACGCGGCGCCGGCGUUUGCGCUGCCGCCGAUCGAGGACCUCUUCUACCAGGUCGCGGGGCUCAUAUCUGGCAAGCCGCUGGCCAGCCCGGCUGCUUGA